AUGUCUCUGAACGCUCUACUUCCACAUCCUCUAUCGAGUUCCUCUACAACCUUACGCUCCUCCUCCUCCUUCAACCAUUCUCUCUUUUCCAUUCCAAAACAAAUACCUAGAAAAACUCACCACCACCAUCACCACCAUGUGUUGGUGGUUGAAGCAAAGGGUAAAAAAGGAUUGAUGUCUCGCCAAUUCCGGCGCCCUCCUCCUCCUCCUCCUUUACCCAAAAUCGAAGAUGACGGUAACCCCAAAUUCGUCGUCUUCAUUCGCGUGGCUGAUGUUUCCCGCUGGUAUCCUCUCAGUAUCGUUUCCGGUGGUACCACCGCCAAAAUUAUGGUUUCUGUUAAAGAUAACUUUCUUGGCAAAUAUAUCUUCAAGGAUACUCUUGAUAAAAAUCUCGCCGCCGUUAUCUAUAGAGAUGAGGAGGAGAUAAAGAAAACGGCAAUCAAACAACAUCAAAACCUGAAGUCAGCUACUGAAUUCAGAUAUGGCUAUAAACUUAUUGUGAAUGGUAAUGUAAGAGCUGCACUUUCUACCAAAGAUGUUCUUGAGCUUCCUACACCAGAUAAACUAAAAACCGUAGUUGAUAAUGUGAAAGACUUUUUCGAAGAUGUAAAAGACACCUUUGUCCAAAUAACAUCGUCAGACACUACGACAACCAAGGAGCCAGAGCCAGAACCAAAGAAAGAUACCAAAGCAAAAUCAAAAUCAAAAUCUAAGUGA
Molecule: messenger RNA, 717 nt
Organism: Lathyrus sativus (Indian pea)
Lineage: Eukaryota; Viridiplantae; Streptophyta; Magnoliopsida; Fabales; Fabaceae
Source: the annotation of a GenBank genome assembly